AGGACAUUACUUGGAUUGAAGGACUGAUAUGGCGACAUCUGUGUUUAUGUUAAUAUUUGGCUUUACUUUAUGGAUUGCAGGUGACAGCAGCCACGAGGUUUCUUCUAAUGAUUGCAGGUCAGAUAUCGUUGUUAUGAAGAGACAACUAUAUAGCUUGCAAAGACAGAACUUGGAAAUACUAAGACAAAAUGAAGAAAUAUUGACAAAAUAUGAAAACAUUAUCAAACUUCUUGGAAAUGAGGAUGGGGAGCAAAAAUCGUAUGGAAAGCGUCUAUUAGUUCCAGCCUCGACAAUUGUACCUGCAACAGCAGUCGCCUUUUCUGCAGCACUAACACAUAACAUACAGCUUGGUCAGGAUCAGAUUGUUGAAUUUGACAAAGUUAUAACUAACAUUAGAAAUGCGUUUGAUUCUCGCCACAGUCAUUUCACUGCUCCAGUAAAAGGAAUAUAUUUAUUCUCUUGUUCACUAUUUGCCGAUGGUGGUAACUAUGUCCACGUUGAUAUUGUAAAAAAUGGAAAUGCAAUUGGUUAUCUAUAUGCAAACAGCAAUCACCACAUAAGCACUGAAACAGUAGUUAUUGAGUUAGAGACUGGAGAUAUGGUUUGGAUGAAACAUAGAGGAGAUCCGAUCGGCAAAGCAUUAAUUUAUGGUAGCCCAGCAGAACAGUUUAAUACAUUUUCUGGGGUGCUCAUACACCAGCUGGUAUAG
This is a messenger RNA of Mytilus trossulus (common blue mussel), 709 nucleotides long. RefSeq names its product complement C1q-like protein 4. The transcript has 3 exons. NCBI's taxonomy places the organism in Eukaryota, Metazoa, Mollusca, Bivalvia, Mytilida, Mytilidae. The coding region runs from base 29 to 709 and encodes 226 amino acids. The record is from RefSeq and is a predicted model, not a curated record. Gene Ontology annotation, molecular function: protein binding.